Molecule: messenger RNA, 1409 nt
Organism: Trichosurus vulpecula (common brushtail)
Lineage: Eukaryota; Metazoa; Chordata; Mammalia; Diprotodontia; Phalangeridae
Gene: PIH1D1
Product: PIH1 domain containing 1
Exons: 10
Coding region: 444-1310 (288 amino acids)
Biological process (GO): rRNA processing; box C/D snoRNP assembly
Cellular component (GO): ribonucleoprotein complex; cytoplasm; R2TP complex
Source: RefSeq, a predicted model, not a curated record
GCGGCUUCCUAGGUGACGGCACAACACGCCAGCUCCUGGAAGUUGGCUGGGGGCGUCCGGGAGGGUCCUUGGGACCCAGGGCUGGGGUCUGAGUGCCUCCCCACCUCUAGUACCCCCGCUGCCCGUUCUGUACCCAGAGAGAGUUGCGAUCUCUAAGCGUUCCUUAGAAUCGGGAUCCCCGGGGGCCAGGCAAGAGGGGUGUCUCCCCCAAUUCCCGCAGCCCCCUAAGGGGUCCAGUCCUGCCCUAGUAGGGCCGACGAUCUCUCAGCGAGCUUUAGGUCUGUGACCAGGAAAGGAGGAAGGAGAGAGCGCUGAAUCCCCCAGCCCCCUGCCCACAGGGCAGACCCUUCAGGCCAGCCAGGAUCUCUAAGCGUCCUUUAGGCUGGUUCAGCCCGAGGAUCUCCAAGCGUGCUUGGACACGAGGAAUCUCCCUCCCAGAGACCAUGGCUUCGACCCGGGACAGCUCCUUGCUGGCCGCAGAGCUGAGGGAGGAGGCCAGAGCCGAGGCAGAGGAGGAGAACAGGGGCCUGUGUGAGCAGAUGCUGCUGCAGGCCAUGCAGAAGAUCCUGGAUGCCCAGUCACCCAUGCCCGACUCCAGGCAGAUCCAGCCCAAGCCUGGUUUCUGUGUCAAGACUCGCUCCCCAGAGGGAAAAGUUUUCAUUAAUGUCUGUCAAUCGGAUGCCAUCCCUGCCCCGGCCGAUCUCAGUGAGGAGGAGCUGCUGUGUGUGCUCGAGGGGGACCAGGCUGCCUUCCGCAUCCCCAUGAGCCUGGGAGAGCCCCAUGCCGAGCUGGACCGAGGAGGGAACGGCUGCACAGCCUAUGAUGUUGCCAUCAACAGUGACUUCUAUAAGAAGCUACGGAGUAAUGACUUCUUCUUGGAGUUUUUUGUCACGGUGGCCAUGGAAGGUUUAGAAGACAAAUAUGGGACCCAGCUGAGCCGAGAGUGGCGCCUGCUGAAAUACCGGCCCUUCCUGGGUUCCAUCUCCCAGCAGAGCAUCCGCACCCAGAGCCAGCCACGGCCUCCUGCUAUCCAGGAGCUUGGAGAUGGCACUGAGGAUCCCCCUCUGAGGCUUUGGCUAGAGGCUCCAGACCUGCUUCUGGCUGAGGUGGUCUUGCCCAAAGUGACCUCUGCUCGGGAGCUCUCACUUCAGCUUGGGGGGGACCGACUGGUCCUAGGGGCACCAGGAACCCCCUACCAUGUGGACAUCUUUGUCCCCCAUGAUAUUAACCAGGAACAGUGCCGGGCUGCCUUCAAUCAGAAGAGCAAGACCCUGAUGAUCUCCAUGCCUCUGCAGACAGCAUGCUCCUGAGAAGCAGGUUCUGGACUCCUUGGGUGGAUGUCAAGUGUGGCUAGGCUGCCUCACCUUCCCUUGACUCACUGUAAAGUAAAAGAUUUUUAUUUGGAAGAA